Patella vulgata (common limpet) is the source of this 1675-nucleotide messenger RNA. RefSeq names its product golgin subfamily A member 4. Gene Ontology annotation, biological process: Golgi vesicle transport. Gene Ontology annotation, cellular component: Golgi apparatus. The transcript has 11 exons. Gene Ontology annotation, molecular function: small GTPase binding. NCBI's taxonomy places the organism in Eukaryota, Metazoa, Mollusca, Gastropoda, Patellidae. Bases 74 to 1675 code for a protein of 533 amino acids. The record is from RefSeq and is a predicted model, not a curated record.
UAAUAGAUGGAAAAGUUGUAAAAAUAGUCGAUAGAAUUGAUGUUUAUUCCUUGACAGUCACAGAUGUUUGAAAAUGUUUAAAAAUCUUAAAAAGAAAAUAGAACAGGGUGUACAAAAUACCCCUUUACGUUCUGCUGUAGCUGCAAUUUCAAAGAGUGAUGAGAAAGUAUCAGAUGAUAUCGGAUCCCCUGUCGCUAGCAGCACCCCUUUAAAAUCACCUGAAGCUAUUUCAGGUGGAACGGCAGGGGGAGGGGAUGGUAUAAGCACACCUUCUCCAAUUGUACCGGAAGCUACAGAUGGGACCCCUACAGGUCAACUAGUUGACAUUCCUCUACAAGAAGGACCAAAUGAUACACGCUAUCAGACAGCAACAGAAUUUGCUUCUGUUUUGGGAGAUGAUACACCAAAGGUUCCAAGAUCUCGGACAUCGUCCAUCAGCUCUGUGACAAGCGACAGUUCCUUCUUUCAAAAUGUUUCAUUUACCCAGCAUCAUUACUCGCUGCCAUCUGAUAUUGAGAGUGAAGUGGAAGAUUCGUCUGUUAAUCUGGAAUCUGUAUCAAAAGAUGAUCUUUAUUUAUACAUCAAAAAAUAUGAGCGAAGAGCAGUUAAAUAUAAAUCUAAAUUCAUGGAGCUGAUGACAAUAUAUAAAGAUUUAGCACAGGAAAAAGAGAAAUUUAAGACAACGUUGACCCAGUCUCAGGAUCAAGCUUUUCGUCGUAUCUCAGAAUUAAAGGAACAGAUCCAACUGGACCAAUUAGCUAAACGAGAUCUAGAGGAGAAUUACCGUCUGCUACUGGAUGAAAAAGAAGAAUUUGUUAAAGUUCUACAGAUGCAGGUAAAGUUAUUGAAGGAAGGCAAAGACAUUCCACCUGAUUUACAGGAAAAAAUGAUGCCAAAAAAAUCAGCAACAACCGAAUCAGCUCCCCCUGGUGGUGGGAAAGAUGGGGAGGUUGCCGGCUUACGUGAAAAAGUCAGACGAUUAGAGGGUUUGUUAAAUCGAUGUAAAGAAACUAUUAAAUCAGGUAAAGAGAAGAACAUUCAACUAGCAGAAGAAAAAGAGAAUUUACAAAGACAGCUAGAAGAUAGACAGAGAGAUAUAGAUCAACUAAAGGGAUCGUCGAGUACGUCUGAUAUCAGUAAACUACAAUCACAAAUAGAAAAAGCUAAACAGGUCAUAGUUCAACUAGAAACAGACAGAGAAUUAGCUAUAGCUGAAGUUAAAAAACAGGUACAUGAAGAGAUUGAGAAGAAAGAUGAAGAAGCUGGAAACCUUCGUGGACAACUUUUACAGGCUGCAGAAGAAAUGAAAUCUUUAAAAUAUAAAAAUGAUGAGUUACAACAAAAGAUUGAAAAACUACAAAAAUCAGGUCAGGAUCAUCUUGAGAAAUCUAGAGAUAUAAUAAAACGAUUGAAAGAUGAGAAAAAGGAAUUGGAGGAAAAGUUUGAUAUUUUAGAGCAAAAUAUGGAAGAGGAAAAAUCAAAACUUGUCCAGGAAUUAUCGCGCGGGAAAGCAGCAGCCAUUGCUCUAAUACAGCAAGAAACUGAAACCCGUAUUAUUGAGAGAGUUAAUGCCACAGUAGAAGAAAGAGAUACAUUCUGGAAAAAUCAACUUGAUGAACAACAAAAAACAAAUAAAGAGAUAUUAGAUAAUAAGGUAAAUAGAGAAACUGGUUAA